AUGGCGGCAAACAUGACGGAAGAUUCAAUUGGCCGCUCCAUACACAAACAUCGACCGGAGCAUUUUUCUGUGCAAAAAGCUUUGGAGCUACUUGGGUUAAUUGAUGGAGACAACUCAGAUUUAGACUUGUCUGACAACGAUGAUCCCAUCCUGGAUGAAAAUUACCAACCAUCACCACAGGAGGAAAGCAGCAGUGAGGAUGAGGGUGACAGUAGUGAGGAUGAGGACCCCAUUCCCGAGCCCACUGAGCAUAGCAGAGGACGGACAGAGAGUACAGGGACAGGUUCAUCCCGCACUCCCAGACAUCGACGUCGAACUAAAACAAUUGAGACUGACAGCUCAGAAGAUGACUCUGAGGAGCCAGCACCAGGACCAAGCCAAACCAAAAAAAAGAAAAAGGGAGAGUCCAAACAAGGACGUGCUAUACGCUGGAAGGCUACUCCAUUGACGCCAAACCUCGCAGAGUAUCAGCAUCAGGACGAAACUGAUCUAGACAGACAUGGCUGGACCCCACUAGACUAUUUUGAACAGUACAUAGAUAGAGAUCUGAUGACACUGAUUUCAGAAUGUUCUAAUGUCAUGUCACUGUCUAAGAGUGGGGACCCACUCAACAUGUCAGUCAAUGAGGUUUACCACUUUUUUGGUGCCUGUAUUUUGAUGUCCUGCAUCCGAUACCCAACCAUUAGGAUGUAUUGGUCCAAAGCCUUGAAAAUCAACGCCAUCACUGACAGAUUCACGUGUGCCAGAUUCUUCAAACUGAGGGGAGCAAUAAAAGUGGUAAUUGAUGAUGAUGUGCCUGAAGACCUGAGGAUGUCUGACAAAUUCUGGAGGGUGAGGCCUUUUCUGGAUCGGAUUCUGCGAGGCUGCAAGUCUCUGAAUCGACCUGAUUGCGCAUCUAUUGAUGAGCAGAUGAUACCUUUCACAGGAGCCUGUCCGUACAGACAAUAUCUGCCAAUGAAGCCAAACCCAGUUGGCAUAAAGAACUUUGUUUGUGCUACAGCAGAUUGCAUUGUGCUUGACUUUGAGCUCUAUCAAGGUACAAAUUCACUGAUUGAGAAGGUCAAAGAACCCGAGGGCCUGGGUUUGGGAAACUUAGUCAUCGAGCGUCUGUGUCAAACUCUGCAACGUGGCACAAAAGUGUAUUGUGACCGGUUCUUCACCACCAUCAAAGGUGCGCAACAAAUGAUGGAGAAGGAGCUGUACCUAACUGGUACAAUAAUGAAAAAUCGACUUGCUGGAGCGAACCACAAGUUACCCAGUGACAAAGCCAUGAAAAGCGCAGGAAGAGGUACUUCAUCAGAAGUUUCCGCUGAAGAUGGAAAGUUGUGUGUAGUGAAGUGGUACGACAACAAACCAGUAUUGAUGAUGUCUGUUGUUCAUGGUACACAGCCUGAAGACACCUGCCAGCGCUGGGACAAGAAGUUGAAACAAUAUGUCACUGUCUCGCGACCAAGCAUUGUCCGUGAGUACAACACCAAGAUGGGUGGAGUUGACUUGAUGGAUAGAAUGAUCAGUUACUAUCGCAUGAGCACCCGUACUAAGAAGUGGACAAUGCGUAUGGUAAUGCACUUCACGGAUCUGGCUUUAGCCAACAGCUGGCUACUCUACCGCAAAGACCAUGCAAUAUGUGCUGGACCAAAGACAAGACCCAUCCAGUUCCUUCAGUUCCGUAUGGAAGUGGCAAAGAUCCUUUUGGCCCAGCAUCACGGUGCAGAUGCUGACCUAUCGGAACAAUCAGAGGAAGAAGAUUCAAAUCAAGGGGGAAAACGUCAUGUGACAGAGUUGCCCCAUGUCUCGGUCCGCAGGAGGGCUAAUGCCCACCUCCCAGAGAUGAUUGGCCUGAAGAAUGUGAUGCGCUGCAGACAACCAGGCUGCACCGGAAGAACCCGAGUGCGUUGUGUGACCUGCAAAGUGUUCUUGUGCUUGCAAACCGAACACAACUGUUACUCAGACUUUCACACAUAG
This is a messenger RNA of Seriola dumerili (greater amberjack), 1965 nucleotides long. Its product is annotated as piggyBac transposable element-derived protein 3-like. The record is from RefSeq and is a predicted model, not a curated record. The transcript has 4 exons. The coding region runs from base 1 to 1965 and encodes 654 amino acids. Lineage: Eukaryota; Metazoa; Chordata; Actinopteri; Carangiformes; Carangidae.